UCCUUAAAAAAAACAAUCGCAAUGGCAGAGGAGAAGCAAACCCCAGUUUCCACCAUGGCUGAAAAUUCCGAAGAAAUCCCCAUAACCACCGCAAAAACUGUCAAAACGAGUAAAAAACUUAGCCUAAUCCCUCUCAUCUUCCUCAUCUACUUUGAAGUUGCUGGCGGCCCUUAUGGUGAAGAACCAGCCGUUCAAUCUGCUGGCCCUCUUUUUGCAAUUCUUGGUUUUCUCAUUUUCCCUUUUAUUUGGAGUGUACCUGAAGCUUUAAUUACUGCUGAAUUAUCAACUACUUUCCCUGGUAAUGGCGGUUUUGUUACAUGGGCUUACACAGCUUUUGGCCCCUUUUGGGGUUCACUUAUGGGUACAUGGAAAUUUCUGAGCGGUGUUAUCAACAUUGCAUCUUUUCCUGUUUUGUGUAUUAGUUAUAUGGAAAAGCUUUUCCCAAUUUUCAGUUCUGGGGUUCCGAGAUAUAUGGCUAUUUUGGUAUCUACAUUGUUGUUAUCGUUUUUGAAUUAUACUGGAUUAGCUAUUGUGGGUUAUGUUGCUGUUGUUCUUGGGAUUGUGUCACUUGCACCUUUCAUUAUAAUGUCGUUGAUUGCGAUUCCGAAGAUUCAGCCUCAUAGAUGGAUUAGUUUAGGGCAAAAAGGGGUGAAGAAGGAUUGGAAUAUGUUCUUCAAUUCAUUGUUUUGGAAUUUAAAUUUUUGGGAUAAUGUGAGUACUUUGGUUGGUGAAGUUGAAAACCCGAAAAAAACUUUUCCUAAAGCACUUUUUUCAUCAGUAAUCUUAACUUGUUUUGGUUAUUUAAUCCCACUCAUGGCUGUUACUGGAGCAGUAUCAGUUGAUCAAAGGGAAUGGGAAACAGGGUUUAUGGCGAACGCGGCGGAGAUGAUUUCUGGUAAAUGGUUGAAAUUUUGGAUUGAAAUUGGAGCUAUACUAUCAUCAAUUGGAUUAUUUGAAGCUCAGUUAAGUACUUGUUCUUUUCAGCUUUUGGGUAUGGCUGAAUUAGCAUUUUUGCCUAAAUUUUUUGCAUUAAGGUCAAAAUGGUUUAACACACCAUGGGUUGGGAUAUUAUUAUCAACAGCAAUUUCAUUAAGUAUGUCUUAUAUGAACUUUACUGAUAUAAUAUCUUCAGCUAAUUUCUUGUAUAGUUUAGGUAUGUUUUUGGAAUUAGCAUCUUUUCUUUGGUUGAGAAGGAAGUAUCCAUUGGUCAAUAGACCAUAUAAAGUACCAAUGAAGAUGCCAGGAUUGGUUGUUAUGUGCUUGAUUCCUAGUGUAUUUUUGGUGUUUAUAAUGGCUAUUGCAACUAAGAUUGUGUUUCUUAUAAGUGGAUUGAUGACUGUUGGAGGAAUUGGAUGGUACUUUUUUAUGAAGUUUUGUAAAACCAAGAAGUGGCUCAAGUUCUAUGAUGAUGUGGAAGAGCCAAUAGUGGGAUGAC
Messenger RNA from Solanum verrucosum, 1435 nucleotides. RefSeq names its product probable polyamine transporter At3g13620. The transcript has a single exon. The record is from RefSeq and is a predicted model, not a curated record. Gene Ontology annotation, cellular component: membrane. Bases 22 to 1434 code for a protein of 470 amino acids. Gene Ontology annotation, molecular function: transmembrane transporter activity. Lineage: Eukaryota; Viridiplantae; Streptophyta; Magnoliopsida; Solanales; Solanaceae. Gene Ontology annotation, biological process: transmembrane transport.